AUGACAGUAACCCAUAGGAAGCGGCAGCAUCAACCAGAUGAGAUCGCGGCUGUGAACGAACCUGGUUUCCAGAUAGAGUGCGAUGGAUGCUAUACCGAUCUCACCCAUUCCAUACGAAUCAAGUGCGCAGACCCCAUAUGCGAGCCUGGCGACGGAGUGGACAUCUGCCCAACAUGCUUUUGUGGUGGCAAAGAGUUUAAGAAGCAUAAGCGAGGGCAUGCGUAUCGAGUAGUUGAAUUGCAUUCAUAUCCAAUAUUUUCGGAGGAUUGGGGCGCGGAUGAAGAGCUAUUGCUCAUCGAGGGUAUCUCGCUAAAAGGGCUUGGAAACUGGAAGGCCAUCGCCGAGCACGUUGGCACGCGAACUCAAGAGGAGGUGGAAGAGCAUUACAACGUGGUUUAUAUAAAUUCUCGUGACUGGCCAUUACCUAGAAUGGAUAUUGAAUUCAAUGUCGAUCCUUCCGAAUUUCAAGAGCGUAAACGCCGACGAAUAUCUUCCAUGGCCACUGCCCCACCACCACAUAGAGUCGCUCCCACCUCGGCGCCUAGUAUUCACGAAAUUGCCACAUUCCUCCCAGGUCGCCUUGAGUUCGAACACGAAACCGACAACGAUGCUGAGGAUCUUGUCAAGGACCUCGAGUUUGGUAUCUGUCUAGAAUGGGGAGGUGAUUCAAUCAUGGAAGACGAACAUGAUCCAGACGUCAAGGAGCCACCAACAAGAUCAGAAGACCAGAGUACGGAUGGGGCAGCCGAAGAUGAGGCGGAGGAGAACAUGCCGCCCGUUCCCCUUGAGACAGAGGAAUCACUUGCCUUCAAGCUGACGCUGCUCGAAAUGUACUCCCAGAGGGUUGAGAAGCGGCACGAGGCGAAGGCCAUCAUGUUCGAUAGAGGAUUGUUGGAGUACAAGAAGACCCAGGCCGCAGAUAAAAAGAGGCCAAAAGAGGAAAAGGACAUUGUCCAUCGAUUACGACCGUUCGCGAAGCUUCAGACAGCAGAAGAUUAUGAAGUCUUCUGCGCUGAUAUUCUAUACGAAGCUAUGCUUCGAAAACGAAUAACUGAGCUGCAACAAUAUCGACGUCUGGGCCUUAUGACGGCUACAGACAUCAAAAAGUGGGAAGAUGACACCCAGGCCAAGGCGAACAUGUCUCGAGACUUUUUCUCAUCGGAGCGGCUGCAGCACCGACGACAAUCUCAAGGCCCCGAUUCCCGUCACGCCAGUGUUGCCGACUCCGAUGGCAGAAAGGCCUACGAGGGUGAAGGGGCGUUGAGAGCUGGAAACGGUACCGGUCCACCCGGUCGCAAAGCUCCUGCACCACUCAAUCUCGCAAAUAGUCCCUCUCUGCAUCUCCUCACACCGGCUGAGCAAACACUUUGCUCGCAACUUCGCAUCCUCCCGAAGCCAUACCUUGUCAUCAAGGAGACGCUCGUCCGGGAAUAUGCUCGUCGUGGUGGCAAACUCCGACGGCGCGAAGCACGUGAUCUUGUCAAGAUCGACGUCAACAAGACAAGCAGAGUUUGGGACUUUCUUGUUCAAGCUGGCUAUCUCAGGAUCAGUGACAUCAACGCGACCGCUGCUGUAUCACAAGACACGAACAACGCCGCAGGGUUCGUAAAAUAA
Messenger RNA from Heterobasidion irregulare TC 32-1, 1614 nucleotides. RefSeq lists its product as uncharacterized. Gene Ontology annotation, cellular component: SAGA-type complex; nucleus. The transcript is spliced from 10 exons. NCBI's taxonomy places the organism in Eukaryota, Fungi, Basidiomycota, Agaricomycetes, Russulales, Bondarzewiaceae. Gene Ontology annotation, biological process: regulation of transcription by RNA polymerase II; chromatin remodeling. The coding region runs from base 1 to 1614 and encodes 537 amino acids. The record is from RefSeq and is a predicted model, not a curated record. Gene Ontology annotation, molecular function: protein binding; transcription coactivator activity; chromatin binding.